Molecule: messenger RNA, 703 nt
Organism: Paecilomyces variotii
Lineage: Eukaryota; Fungi; Ascomycota; Eurotiomycetes; Eurotiales; Thermoascaceae
Exons: 1
Coding region: 137-610 (157 amino acids)
Source: RefSeq, a predicted model, not a curated record
CCUAGCAAUGAUUAGCACUGACAUACGCCUUUUAGAGUGAAUACAAAGGAUAAUACAGGUCGCAAGUGACAAAAGAUGUUCCCAGGAAGGCUGGUCUUUAUCGCGGACAAUCCAGUAUCGCCUCAGAAGCCUUUCUAUGGCAUCACAAAGACUGGUGUCAGCAAUGGAAAGUAAACCUGUCUCAUUGAUUUUUCAUCAAGGACAAGGUGCUAAAUAUUCUCUCCCCACAUGCAGCCAUUUAUAUCUGCAUAUAAAAUAUCCCAAACUGCCAAAUAAUAAUCAGAAAUCACACCUUUCCAGAAAGACAAAACAUAAGACCAUGAACCACCUUAUUAUCGUCCUUCCCAUCCUAGGGACACUCGGUCUCCUCUAUGGUCUCCAGCACAGAAAACCAUAUUCUUCUCGACAAAAGAUACCCGAAAAGCACUGGCCACGCAACGAUGGUACCAUUUUGCAACGUUAUGGUUCCUCGCGAUCUGAGACGUCGUGUUCUGGACAGAGGGCGUCGAGUACGAAAUGGAAGAUUGAAAAGAGGGGUCGUGUACGAGAGUUAUGGAUGAAGAAGAAGAGCGAGGUAGAGAUCCUGGAGGUGAUUGAAGAAGAAGGGUGAAGUGGGUUCUUCUUUCAUUAAGUUGCUGUGAGAACGAAUGCCGGGAAGGGUUUUUGGUACGGGGUUGAGUAGCAUAGAUAGAUCAUUCACUCA